AUGGACAAUAAUAUCGUGCCUGAUAAUGAGGACAACACGGGGGAAAGCAACAGUAGUGAUAUAAACGUUAAUAAUGAUAUAGGAGGUUCUAAUCACAGAAUUACUGAAGAAUCCAGUAUUAAUGAACCUCUAGAAAUAACAAGUAUUCCACAAGACACGACAGAACAAGCCUCAGAACUACCUUUAUCUAAUAUUAUUAAUGCCACCGCGUCACGUAUGACCUCCGGUAUAUUCCCUAUAACGUCUACUUCUGAUACUGAUAUUAAUGAAUAUCAAGAAUCGAUAUCGCGUUCUCAAUUAAGCGACAGUGAGCUUUUCAUGAACUUAGAAGAUGUUGUUACUACGAGUGACAAUAGAUCAUUGCGUAAACAUCGUUUAUCCGCUCCUACUCCAUUCAGACCAAAGGAAUAUAGCGAUCCAAUUAAACCUCGCCCGAACUCUCAAAUAAUCCUUCCGACUUCGAUGCAGCACUAUGACCCCUUUGCAAUGCCUAGUUCUGAUCAAGAAUUUCGCAUGCUUGCUAGAAUACUCAACUGGCCAGCUCAACCUGGUCAGGGACCUAUUGCUCAAAUAUCAGGUCAAGUUGGUAGCUCAUCGAUAAAGGACAAUAUGGUAGAAGGUGGCGAAAUAAUAUUUGAUACAUCAAUUGACCAAGAGGGAGAUAUUCAACAAUCUAAAGGGCAAUAUCCUUACAAAACGCAAUCAACAUUUCAUGUACCUCAUGGCUUUUCAGUGACAGAUGCAAUGCGUAAAAUGACUAAACCGUUACAAACUCCCGAGGUACCUCCACUCAUUUCAACUAAUUAUGGUAAAGAAAUUUUCGAUCAAAUAAAGUCGGAUGAUGAUCCUAGACUUAUCGUUUGGUCAAAAUCCAGAGCUCAGGAAAUAAAGCAUGGUUCCACAUUUUCGAUUUCAUCUAAUAAUUCAAAACGAUGGACUUCAAUUGAAAAAUUGAUUGAGAAAUUAACAAGUGGAAUUGAUUACACCUUCUUGACGGAUUUUUUCCUAACAUAUCGAAAAUUUAUCACACCAAUAAAGUUAUGUAAAUUAUUGAUCUUAAGAUUCGAUUGGGCACUUGAUGAUGACGAUGCAGAGAGAAGGAUUGUAAGAGUCAGGACUUUUGUAACUAUACGUCACUGGCUUUUAAAUUAUUUCGCUUAUGAUUUUAUUCCAUGUCGCGCUCUACGAACUACAUUGACUAAAUAUCUAAAUAGCCUUCCUUCACAUCAAGUGAUAAAAAAAUCGCCACGUGAUCAAAGGAUAGUACAGGGAUUAAAGAGGGUUAUAAGGAGGUUAAAAAGAGUAUAUUUUCGUAAGAAUGAUAUGAACUCUGUGAAAAAAAAUGACGAUAUAUUUAGCAUUGGCAAGAAACAAUUGGGUGGAAAGAAUAAUGAAAAAUUGACCGAAACAUCAUUCCAUAAGAAAACAAGUCAAGAUCUUGACGUAGACAAAAUGAUGGUCGAUAGUGGAGGUGGUAGUGGUGUAGGUACAUCAUUAAUAGAAGAAUCGGCGGAUAUUACCGUCUCAUAUGACAGCAGUAAUUAUUACACCGUAACUCAAAAACAAUCAAAUUUAUUACGACAUCAAUCAUCAUCUUCAUCUUUGGAUUCAACAAUUACUCCAGGAACAACCGAUUCGGAAUCGGAAGCAAUUGAUUAUUAUACACCUAAUAUUAGUGGUGUAACUCGUAAGAAAACUCAUCAGAACAUUAUAUACUCUAGUAGUAGUAAUUCACAUACUAGUGAUGAAGAUUUAUCUUCUAAAGCCACACAUGAUCAAAUUGAUGAGUUAUACGGUCAAAAAUGGUCAAAGAAUUUACCAAAGAAUUUACCAACUAGUUCUAGUGAAUUAGGGGAUGACAUUUAUACGGACAAUAAUGUUGAUGAAUAUGAAGAUGAUGGCGCUGGUGUGAGCAGCAAAAAAGCACCACGGGCAUCCAUGCCAGAACGGUUGGCAGUUCCAAUAGAUCUAUUAAGACAUUCAGAGAGAAAAGCAGAUAAAUGGAAGAAGAGAAGUAAUUCAAUGGGUGAUUUAUCACAAAGAAGGUUAGAUAUAUUUAAUCAAUUAGGAGGUGCAAUAAAUGAGAAUGAAUAUCCGUUAUCUGAAGAAGAACCUCCACCACUUCCACCACGACGCAGAAGGCAUACACUUGAUGUUUCAUCUGCAUCACUUUCAUUUUUUAAAAGUGGGUUUUUAAAAAACAAUUUUCCUUUGAAGAGACCUAAAAAGGCUAUUCCACAAGAAAAAAUCGUGGAUUAUUCGUUGCCUAAUUCUCGUGGAAUAACCAGAAGAAAUUCAUCACCUGCAUUCAUUGGUUCAAAUUCUUCAAGAACUGGAAAUCAUCCACCAGUUCAAGAACAAAAUUGGCGUCGCCCCGCCGCACGUCCAUCGUGGCCUCGAAAGAUGUCAAUCACAGUAGGGAAAUUCGCAAAAGGACUAUUUAAUGGUGAAAAAAAUAAAGGUGCUACUCAAUCAGGAACAUCGACAAAGUGUGGUGGCAUUCAAGGUGAUUUUCGGACAAUGAAAUUCGGUAGGCUUAGCAUGUUAUGCGCAACAUCUUCUGGUUCAGCCAGCACUGAAGAGAUUGACUCUGACCUAUCUUGGGGAGAUGGCACUAGCCCAAAACAUUUUAAUGGAGAUGAAUAUCAUUAUCAUGUCGAUGGAUUUUCUUACGUGGAUGAGUCUGUCGAAGAAGAAUAUCACGACACGUCUCAUCCAGAAGAAUCUGAGAUAAUAGAACAACAAUUUGAACAAUGGUACGAUGAACAGCAAAGUACACAAGAUGACACGAAUUUUGAGAGUUUAACAUCGUCACCAAUUGAUUCGCACCCUCCCACAUUUUCCACCUUUUCUCAAGAUAAGCAAAGCGACGAUGAUGAUAUACUUCAACAAGAUUAUGAAGAGCCAAGAGACAGUCGCCAAUUAUCCCGUACUACUCGUAGAAGGGGUAAAGUUUGGAAUUAUUUAGUUCCAGUGAUUGAAGUUGAGGAUGAUAUAGAUCAACCCACACAAUCAUCAGAGACUGACACUUAUUUUGUGUCACAAAGUUCAUCAAACGGAUCACAAAAAGAUGAUGACCAACAACCAGCUCGCAAACAAAGUUAUCUUGCAAGUGUUUCAGAAGUUGAGGAAGAUGACGACACGGAUCCAAAUUUUUCUCCUCAGCAAUCUUUCGAACAAGAAUAUGAUGAUUUAUAUGAAGAAGAAUCAGGUGACCACCAUAAUAUUCGUACCCUUCGUCGACUUCCAAAAGUACCCGAUUUACGUUCAGUUACCAACCUCAAAGAUUUAGAUGAAAAGUCCGGCAAGCGCGUCUCCUGGGGAACUUUCUCUUCUUAUGGUGUUGAAGGCGGUGGUGCAACAGCAGACUCUGUACCUGAUUCCUUGGCGUCACUUUCUCGGUCAACAUCAAAAACGGCACCAACGUCAAGGCGUAGAGGGCCUGCUAAGAAUGGAUCUCAAGAAAGUGGGGCCCGCCAUCGAACCAGGCACACUGCUUCUAGACCACUUAAAAAUUCUGCAGAAACAAUAGCCCUUGAAAAAGGCACAAAUAACAAUAAAGGUGGUAAUGCUUCACGCUCUAAAAGGCCAAAACAUACUCCAAUUCACACAAUUACUGAACCGAGUGUUAGUCAAGGACCAACAUCAUCUUUUUCAUCAACAGUUCCAAGUUCCCGACAACAUCCAUAUAAAUCUUUUAUACUGUCAUAUAGAUCAGAAGCAGUUGCAAAACAGUUUUGUUUAAUUGAAAGAGACCUACUUAUGCAAGUCCAAUGGGAAGAGUUAGUUCAAGUUAGCUGGACUAAUGGUAAUAAAAACACAAACAAUAAUGAUAAUGACGUUGAGAAAGAUUCCAAUACUCAAGACAUUCGAAAAGAGGCCAAAAAGGAUGUUAAAGGAAAAAGCAAAGAAUUUGAAUCUGAAAUAGAUGAAGAAAAGAUUAAAGUCAAGCCAAUAAAAGAUGGAGGAGUAGACAAAGUCAUUGAAAGAUUCAAUCAGACAAUUGAUUGGGUUGCUACCGAAAUUAUGCUCACACACUCUUUGGAAGAUAGAGUGAGAGUGAUUGAAAAGUUCAUACGUAUUGCACAGGUUGUGUAUCGUACUAAAUACCAUUUAGUUGAAACCAAAUGCCUACAAUUUUCAAAUUUUGCAACCUUAAAUCAAAUUCUCCUUGGAUUACAAUCUCCACCGGUAGAACGUCUCCGUCGAACUUGGACUCGUGUUCGCAUGGCAGAGAGACGCAUUCUUAAGGAAUUAAAUGAAUACAUAUCACCUUUCGGCAAUUGGAAGGUGGUGAGAGAUGCUAUGCGCCGAGUUGUAGAAGAUUCCUCAAUGGUAAAAGAUCCAACUAAACGGCGAAGGCGUAGUUCCGAUGUGAAAAAAGCAAAUACUGGAUGCAUUCCUUUUUUAGCUCUAUAUUUAUCCGAUUUAGUUUUUAACGCAGCCUUACCAUCGUUUAUUGAUCCGGCUUCACAACCUCCAUCAUGGUCCCAUGCCUAUGCACCGUUUCCUCAACAACCACUCGUUAAUUUCCAAAAACAUCGUACUGCAGCUACAAUCAUCAAACGCGUAAUUACAUUUCAAAGUCUAGCAUGUGGAUACAAAUUUCCGAUCGACACAGAUUUAUAUGUUAAAUGUGCGGAUCUUAAGGCAGUUGAAGCCACAAGAUUAGUGGUAAUGGAUCUAGAUGUAGAGGAUUAUGUAUAA
Molecule: messenger RNA, 4707 nt
Organism: Cetraspora pellucida
Lineage: Eukaryota; Fungi; Glomeromycota; Glomeromycetes; Diversisporales; Gigasporaceae
Source: the annotation of a GenBank genome assembly